UGCUGUUCUGGUCAGCCCGGCUGAGCGGGCGUCUGCGCGGGUGACUUGGGCGCAAGGGCCUGUGGUCCCGCCACACGGCCUCCUUGCCCUCGCUGAAGAGCUGAAGGUGCUCCAGCUGCGGAGCCGAGAAGAGACCACAGAGGACAACGACAGAAGCAGGGAGACAGCACGUCUUGCCAGCUAUCCAGCCAUGGACUAUGGUGAUGGCACAGACUCUGGGAUUGCCGUGGAUGUGUAUCUACACUUAACAACGAGGAGACCUUGUAUGAAGAAAGGAAGGCCUGAAAGAGUUCUGUAGAACAAGAUCAAGGGAGAAAAGGAGCUGGCGGCUGGCUUCGGACUCUGAGCGGUGCGCAGCUCGUUCCCGAGCCAGUCAGCCCCGAACCUGCGAAGGGCUCCUCGCUCCUGCCAGCCUUCACCAAGGAAAUCGCAGCCCCCGGAGGCAGCUGGAGCUACACCGGCGGCAGGAUAUGUAGGCAGAGCACCCAGCACUUGCUUGCCUUCCCAAUAUGUACACUGCGCUGUCUGGCAACUCAGGAUCAGUUUCUGAUUAAUGUUCGUGAACAGGUUUGAAUGUGUAUUUGGCUACUUGGCUACUGAUUAGAGAACACAAAAUGAAUAACUCAACAAACUCCUCUAACAGUGGCCUGGCUCUGACCAGUCCUUAUAAGACAUUUGAAGUGGUGUUUAUUGUCCUUGUGGCUGGAUCCCUCAGUUUGGUGACCAUCAUUGGGAACAUUCUGGUCAUGGUCUCCAUUAAAGUCAACCGCCACCUCCAGACCGUCAACAAUUACUUUUUGUUCAGCUUGGCCUGUGCUGACCUCAUCAUUGGUGUUUUCUCCAUGAACUUGUACACCCUCUACACUGUGAUUGGCUACUGGCCUUUGGGACCUGUGGUAUGUGACCUUUGGCUCGCCCUGGACUAUGUGGUCAGCAAUGCAUCAGUGAUGAAUCUGCUCAUUAUCAGCUUUGACAGGUACUUCUGUGUCACAAAACCGCUCACCUACCCAGUCAAGCGGACCACGAAAAUGGCAGGUAUGAUGAUUGCAGCUGCCUGGGUCCUCUCCUUUAUCCUCUGGGCCCCGGCCAUUCUCUUCUGGCAGUUCAUCGUGGGGGUGAGAACUGUGGAGGAUGGGGAAUGCUACAUUCAGUUUUUCUCCAACGCUGCUGUCACCUUCGGUACUGCCAUUGCAGCCUUCUAUUUGCCUGUGAUCAUCAUGACCGUGUUAUACUGGCACAUAUCCCGAGCCAGCAAGAGCAGGAUAAAGAAGGACAAGAAGGAGCCUGUGGCCAACCAAGACCCAGUUUCUCCCAGUCUGGUACAAGGCCGGAUAGUGAAGCCAAACAACAACAACAUGGCCGGCAGUGACGAUGGCCUGGAGCACAACAAAAUCCAGAAUGGCAAAGCCCCCAGGGAUGCGGUGACCGAAAACUGUGUCCAGGGAGAGGAGAAAGAGAGCUCCAACGAUUCCACCUCAGUCAGUGCCGUCGCCUCUAACAUGAGAGAUGAUGAAGUCACCCAGGAUGAGAACACAGUGUCCACUUCCCUGGGCCAUUCCAAAGAUGAGAACUCUAAGCAAACAUGCAUCAGAAUUGUCACCAAGACCCAAAAAGGUGACUCAUGUACCCCAACUAAUACCACCGUGGAGCUCGUUGGUUCUGCAGGUCAGAAUGGAGAUGAAAAGCAGAAUAUUGUAGCUCGCAAGAUUGUGAAGAUGACGAAGCAGCCCGCCAAAAAGAAGCCUCCUCCCUCCCGGGAGAAGAAAGUGACCAGGACAAUCUUGGCUAUUCUGUUGGCUUUCAUCAUCACUUGGGCCCCAUACAAUGUCAUGGUGCUCAUUAACACCUUCUGUGCACCCUGCAUCCCCAACACAGUGUGGACAAUUGGUUAUUGGCUCUGCUACAUCAACAGCACGAUCAACCCCGCGUGCUAUGCACUUUGUAACGCCACCUUCAAGAAGACCUUUAAACAUCUUCUCAUGUGCCAUUAUAAGAACAUAGGCGCUACGAGGAUGAAAUGCCACGGUUACAAGCUAACACGGAGACUUAAACAUAAGGAAAUAGACAUCACACAAUGGAGAAGUGAAGAAAGAGAAUCAAAACAGGAUGUAGAAAUGGGCUCCAGAGUGUUAAGCAUCUAUUAUUCUUUUGUUACAGUUUUAUUUGGAGAAUUGCAACAUAAUAAAUGCUCUUUCCCCUUUACCUUUCCCUUUUCCCACCAUCAAAAGAAAGCAAACAAACAAAAACCCUAACUAGAUCAGAUCGUUAUUUUUCUCAUUAUACC
Molecule: messenger RNA, 2284 nt
Organism: Zalophus californianus (California sea lion)
Lineage: Eukaryota; Metazoa; Chordata; Mammalia; Carnivora; Otariidae
Gene: CHRM2
Product: cholinergic receptor muscarinic 2
Exons: 7
Coding region: 615-2252 (545 amino acids)
Biological process (GO): adenylate cyclase-activating adrenergic receptor signaling pathway; regulation of heart contraction
Cellular component (GO): plasma membrane
Molecular function (GO): G protein-coupled acetylcholine receptor activity
Source: RefSeq, a predicted model, not a curated record